AUGUCGCUCUUCGGUGCCGUCGGCGCAGCAGCGACGACAGCUGGUCAAACAAACACCACAGGAGAUGUCUCGAAGGAUGUAGCUCUCAAUUCGCCUCCUGAAGACGGAAUCUCUGAUCUUCGAUUCUCCCCUGCGAGUGAACAUCUUGCCGUAGCCUCAUGGGAUAAGAAAGUUCGCAUCUAUGAGAUCAACGAGCAGGGUCAGAGUGAAGGAAAGGCGCUUUUCGAACACGAAGCUCCGGUCCUCAGUUGUUGCUGGUCACCGGAUGGAACAAAAGUUGUCGGUGCUGGUGCCGACAAAGCUGCACGCAUGCUUGACCUUGCAGCGAACGCGACAACCCCCGUCCAGGUCGCCGCUCACGAUGCUCCCAUCCGAUGCUGCGAUAUGAUUCCUAACCCUGCUGGAGGCUCGCCCCUGCUCAUCACUGGUUCGUGGGACAAGACCGUCAAGUAUUGGGAUUUGCGACAAUCGACCCCUAUUGCGACACUGGAGUGUCAGGAACGUGUCUACACGAUGGAUGUCAAGAACAAGUUGCUAGUGGUCGGAACAGCAGAUCGGUACAUCAACAUCAUCAACCUCGACAACCCUACCAAAUUCUACAAGACCAUGCAGUCCCCCCUCAAGUGGCAGACGCGGGUAGUCAGCUGCUUUACGGAUGCCACCGGGUUUGCUGUGGGUAGUAUUGAGGGACGUUGUGCUAUUCAAUAUGUGGAGGAGAAAGACUCGAGUUCGAACUUCAGCUUCAAGUGUCACCGCGAGACUCCCCCGAACCAACGCGACAUAAACAACAUCUACUCGGUUAAUGCCAUCUCCUUCCAUCCUGUCCAUGGUACCUUCAGCACUGCAGGUAGCGACGGCACUUUCCAUUUCUGGGAUAAGGAUGCCAAGCACCGUCUGAAGGGAUACCCGGCCGUGGGCGGCACCAUCUCCAGCACGGCCUUCAACCGCAACGGCAACAUCUUUGCCUACGCGGUCAGCUAUGACUGGAGCAAAGGAUACUCCGCGAACACGCCACAGCUUCCCAAUAAAGUGAUGCUCCACCCAGUAUCGCCAGAGGAAGUGAAGCCCAGACCUGGUACACGGAAGAGGUAA
Molecule: messenger RNA, 1092 nt
Organism: Aspergillus clavatus NRRL 1
Lineage: Eukaryota; Fungi; Ascomycota; Eurotiomycetes; Eurotiales; Aspergillaceae
Gene: sonA
Product: putative nuclear pore complex protein (SonA)
Exons: 2
Coding region: 1-1092 (363 amino acids)
Biological process (GO): transcription-dependent tethering of RNA polymerase II gene DNA at nuclear periphery; RNA export from nucleus
Cellular component (GO): nuclear pore
Molecular function (GO): RNA binding; ubiquitin binding
Source: RefSeq, a predicted model, not a curated record